GCUUCCCACUAAAAAAAACUAAAACUGUUUCUUCUUCUGCCAUCUGAAUUAAACAAAGUCAAGAGGAGAGGAGAGGAGGCGAUACACUCGAGUUUUUGAAUUGAAUGCUUCCUUUUCUACACUUCUGCUAGUUAUGGAUCUCCGUCUUCUUCUAUCAUCUCUCAUUCCCUCAUUGCAAUCCGUUUACGUGCUGGUGUUUUACUUCGUCUACUUGGCCGUCGCCGGAGAAAUCCUCCCUGGAAAAGUUAUCCGCGGCGUCGUUUUGUCAGAUGGCUCUCACCUUCGUUACCGAUGCAAUGGUCUACUGGCACUAACAAUGCUGGUCACUAUUUUGGGAGUUUCUGCAAAACUCGGCGUUUUGUCACCUCUUGUGGUUGCUGAUAGAGGACUUGAGUUGCUCUCUGCUACUUUUAUCUUCUGUGUUUUGGUGACAUUGGUAUUGUACAUCACCGGGCGCAAUUCUUCGGAUAAGAGUUCUUCCCUAAAGCCUCAUAUCUCAGGAAAUCUUGUAGAAGACUGGUGGUUUGGAAUACAGCUGAAUCCUCAGUUUAUGAGCAUCGAUCUCAAGUUUUUCUUUGUCAGAGCCGGGAUGAUGGGAUGGCUGCUUAUCAAUCUCUCUAUUCUGGCAAAAAGUUUUCAGGACGGUUCCUUGAGUCAGUCCAUGAUUCUUUACCAGAUUUUCUGUGCGUUAUAUAUAUUGGACUACUUCGUUCAUGAAGAAUAUAUGACCUCCACGUGGGACAUAAUUGCAGAGAGGUUGGGGUUCAUGCUGGUGUUUGGAGAUCUCCUGUGGAUUCCUUUCACUUUUAGCAUCCAGGGCUGGUGGCUUUUGCACAACAAAGUAGAACUAACAGCUCCUGCUAUUGUAGCCAAUUGCUUUGUGUUCUUGAUAGGGUACAUGGUUUUUAGAGGGGCUAACAAACAAAAACAUAUCUUUAAGAAGAACCCUAAAACACCUAUAUGGGGUAAGCCUCCAGUGGUGGUUGGUGGAAAGUUGCUUGCUUCAGGCUAUUGGGGAAUCGCAAGGCACUGUAAUUACCUUGGCGACUUGAUGCUUGCUCUGUCUUUCAGUUUGCCCUGUGGAAUAAGUUCUCCGGUUCCAUAUUUCUACCCGAUAUACCUCCUGAUACUGUUGAUAUGGAGAGAGCGAAGAGACGAGGAACGAUGUGCAGAGAAGUACAAGGAGAUUUGGGCUGAGUAUCUUAGACUGGUCCCCUAUAGAAUCCUUCCUUAUGUUUAUUAAUAACAGUGCAUUGUCAUGGAUCCUUUGAGAUUCAUUUAUCCUCUUGUGUCUUUCUUUCGUUUUCUUGUUUCUAAUGUGACAUUAGAAUAUUCCAUUGUAGCUUUUACACAUCGCAAAUCCUUUUUUCCUGUAUUAAACUAUUCUUUUCAUGUUUU
This is a messenger RNA of Raphanus sativus (radish), 1398 nucleotides long. RefSeq names its product delta(14)-sterol reductase. Bases 134 to 1243 code for a protein of 369 amino acids. Gene Ontology annotation, cellular component: endoplasmic reticulum membrane. NCBI's taxonomy places the organism in Eukaryota, Viridiplantae, Streptophyta, Magnoliopsida, Brassicales, Brassicaceae. Gene Ontology annotation, molecular function: Delta14-sterol reductase activity. The transcript has 13 exons. The record is from RefSeq and is a predicted model, not a curated record. Gene Ontology annotation, biological process: sterol biosynthetic process.